CAUUAUAAGUGGCCGCAAGGGCGAGUGUGAAUCGGAGAAGCGGCGGCGCGAGGCUGAGCCCGGGCGCGAGCGGGCAGCGCCAUGGAGCUAACGGCCCCUCCGCGGCCAGGCUGGGUCUUUCUCUCGCUGGCGGCCGCGGCGCUGCUGCUCCCGGGGGCGGCGGCAUUACAGUGUUUCUGCCAUCUAUGUACAAAAGAAAACUUCACAUGUGAGACUGAUGGGCUCUGCUUUGCUUCAGUAACACGAACUCAAGACAAAGUCAUACAUAAUACCAUGUGCAUAAAAGAGGAGGAACUGAUUCCACGAGACAGGCCAUUUGUUUGUGCCCCAUCAUCCAGUAAUGGUGUUGUUACUGUGCCUCAUUGCUGCAUGGUAGACUACUGCAAUAAAAUAGAACUUCAAAUUCCAACGCCAGGCCCUACUUUAGGAGAAUCCACUUCUAAUCUAGGACCUGUGGAACUGGCAGCUAUUAUUGCUGGACCAGUCUGCUUUGUUUGCAUUUCACUAAUGUUGAUUCUCUAUAUCUGCCAUAAUCGUACUGUCAUUCAUCAUCGUGUACCAAGUGAAGAAGAUCCCUCGUUGGAUCGUCCUUUUAUAUCAGAAGGAACUACUUUAAAAGAUUUAAUUUAUGAUAUGACUACUUCAGGCUCUGGGUCAGGUCUACCUUUACUUGUUCAGAGAACAAUUGCAAGGACUAUUGUACUUCAAGAAAGCAUUGGGAAAGGUCGCUUUGGAGAAGUCUGGCGAGGGAAAUGGAGAGGAGAAGAAGUUGCAGUAAAGAUCUUCUCUUCAAGAGAAGAACGUUCAUGGUUCCGUGAGGCAGAAAUUUAUCAAACUGUUAUGCUACGCCAUGAAAAUAUUCUUGGAUUUAUAGCAGCAGACAAUAAAGACAAUGGUACAUGGACUCAGCUCUGGUUGGUGUCAGAUUAUCAUGAACAUGGAUCGCUCUUUGAUUACCUAAAUCGGUACACAGUUACUGUGGAAGGAAUGAUAAAGCUUGCUUUGUCUACUGCUAGUGGACUUGCACAUCUUCACAUGGAGAUUGUUGGCACACAAGGAAAACCAGCCAUUGCUCAUAGAGACUUGAAAUCAAAAAAUAUAUUGGUAAAAAAGAAUGGGACAUGCUGUAUUGCAGAUUUAGGAUUAGCAGUAAGACAUGAUUCAGCUACAGACACAAUUGAUAUUGCCCCAAACCACAGAGUGGGAACAAAAAGAUACAUGGCUCCUGAGGUCCUAGAUGAUUCCAUAAAUAUGAAACAUUUUGAGUCAUUCAAGCGAGCUGACAUCUAUGCGAUGGGAUUAGUCUUCUGGGAAAUAGCACGGCGAUGUUCAAUUGGCGGGAUACAUGAAGACUAUCAGUUACCGUACUAUGACCUAGUCCCUUCAGAUCCUUCAGUUGAAGAAAUGAGGAAAGUUGUUUGUGAGCAGAAGCUGAGACCCAAUAUUCCAAAUAGAUGGCAAAGUUGUGAGGCAUUACGAGUAAUGGCCAAAAUUAUGCGUGAAUGUUGGUAUGCUAAUGGAGCAGCAAGGCUAACAGCUUUACGCAUUAAGAAAACAUUAUCACAGCUCAGUCAACAGGAGGGCAUAAAAAUGUAAUCCUGGAUUUACUACUGAAGUGCACUUGAAAGAUCCAUAUCUGAACCUGGAUGGCAUGUACAGAAGGUUAUUAGCUCUACCUCACCGAGGGAACAGAAGGAUAUUGCCGCCUUUUGAUAUUUUAUAGGAACAUCAGUUACUAGCCCCAGGAUUUCUGUGAACGUGAUACAGGUGAUUGGGUCUUUUUUGUGCACUAUGAACACUUCUUUCCCAGGACACUUACAAAACAUUGUGUAGUCUAGCUUUAUUUUUAUUAACAUGUAACUAUUUUAAAAGUUGAUUACUGGUCUUAACUUUCAUUAACUGUGCUGAAGACAUGAAGAUGGUUUUUAAGGUAUUGGAGCUGGUUCACAAAAUUGCAUACAAUGCAUUGAGGGGUCUUAAGUGAUUUUUAUUAGUGGUUGGUACAACUGAGUAUUCUGAACCCCACUGCAAGCUUUUUCUUUUAUUCAGGUUUUGAAUGUACUAUUGCAGUAUAACUUUCUAGAUAUUAAGCUUACAUCUAUUGGACACCUACCUUGAUUUACAAAAAUGACCUCAUUCAGUUGUGGGGAACAUAAUUUAUGCAACUAUAUUUUGUACGCUGUUGUGCUUUCACUUAUUCAGCACAUUGCAUUGCCUUCAACAUAGAUUGUACUAUACCAGUAAGUGCCACUUCGGAGUCUUUCUAAUGCAAAUCACUAUGAACAUACAAAGUUUAUGGUACUUAUCAUUUCAAAACUGAAUUCAAAAAUUGAAUUAUUCCUUAGCUUAAUGACCUAAUUAGCACUCUAUUUGGCAUGUAGCAACAUUAUUCUUGGAAUAUCUUUCUUUCAGCAAGAUCUGAUUCUUAAACCACUGUAGGAAUUUAAAUGGUAUGCAAGUUAUCUAAUUCAGUGUUAUGUUUUUUAACUGUGCAUCAUAUGUAUAAGUUCUAAUAACAUCUAAGAAUUUUUAAUUAAGUGGCAUUUUAUUAAAAUGUUUGUCAUACUCUUGUCUAAACUAGCAAGAGGACUAAAGGUUUUUAAGAUAAAAGUUUUACUCUUUGCAUUCUACACUUGCAAGAAAUCUAUUUUUCAGUUUCUCAGUCUUUCCUUUUUUCUUCUCCUUGAACAGUAUUAUUUGAAAAGACAAGAAUUAACUUAAUCUGUAAUUAAAGAUGAUUAUUUGUAAUAUUUGGGCUUGUUUUAAUUAAGAAGCUAAAAGCUGCUCUCAAAUUAUGCGUGCAUAUGCUAUGUGUAUCUUACAUACACAAAGUAGUAAGCUUAAAGACUUUGGAUACACACCCAUAGAGUUCUGGUGUCCUUGUUAUAAUUGCAAGAACAAAGAGUUUGUGUUGUCAUUAGAACUCUGGGGAAAAAAUGUGCACAGAUUUACUCAACCUUCACAUCUCAAACAAGUAUAUCUUUUCACAGGAUUUUAACAAACUCUUAAGAUACAGGCUGUAUCCCUUUCUGUCUGAAUGUCUCUUAAAAUUGUUAAACACAUGAAAUAUAAAAAAAUCCAGGAAUCAUCUUUGCCCUGAAACUAGGUUUUUAACAAUUACAAAUAUCUGCUUGAGUAGCAGGUAUUUGUUUGCUGUUGACUUUACUAAUGCAUAAAAAAGGGUGAAUUGAUAUAUUGCCCAAUUUUAAUGAAGAUUAUUAUGAAGACAUAUACAGGUGAAUGAUAUCCUAAAAUGCAUAAUAGCAAUAUUGUGAAUAAGCCUAUGUGUAUUUUGGGUUCAGAUGACAUCACAAAUAGUUUGUUCUUGUGCUUACAAUCUGAACACCUUUUAUUAAAUGGGUGUGUCCGGAUAUUAUAUUUUAUGUUACUUGUGUAAAAAUUGCAUAUGUGCACACAGACACAUUAAUAUUUUUUAAAAUUAAACUUGUAAAUCAUCAGAUCUGCUCUUGGAAAUCCAGGGGGACCAAACUAUUUUAGCAUUCAAAAUAUUAAUUUUAUAUCAUCUCAAGGAUAUACCAAAACAAUUUGAUAUGAGAAAUACUGAUGCAAAUGUUUAUUGUAAAUAAACAUACACACUACAUGCAUUUCUUCAAGGUUCAUGUAUGUUAUUAAAUUGACAAUUUAGUAGCACUAAAGCCUCACUUCAGAUUAUAGGCAUGGCCAGAUGGUUAUGGACAUACAUAAGAAGGAUUGUUGGGAAUGGACUAGUACUGAAAAGACUCGCAUCCUUUUUUGGAUGCUGGAAUUCUUCAGGGACUCUCCAACCUUGAAAGCUGGAAUUCUGGGAUAUUUUAGAAGCAAUUUAUUCAGCGCUCACAUUCUUUUGCCCCCAAACUAAAUUACAUUCACUUGUAAUCCUAAUGAGGACUUUGUAUAUAGGGAUAAUAACAUUGGGAUUGACUCUGUGGGGACAUUAAGCUAUCAAGUGAAGUAAGAGGCUAUUUUUUUAUUUUAUUUUUUUUACAAAAUAAUUGUGAGUUGAGUGCCAUGAAAUCUCCUUAAGUUAGCUCCUUGUUUAUAGUGUGCCAUAGAAAUGGUUACAAAGGUGUUGACAUUAUUUUACAUGUAAAAGAAAAGAUUCAAUGUCAGUUGCUUUAAACUUAAAUUACCUCUUAAAAGACCAAGGUACAUUUACCUCAUUGUGUAUAUAAUGUUUAAUAUUUUUCACAACAUUCUCCAAGUUUGCAAUUACAUGUUUCUAGAAAAUAUAGGUAUUGCUAAAUUUACAACUUCAGUGGUACUAACUAUUGUUUCUUGUGUCCAAAAUACACACUUUAUUUUCUGUAUUUUUAUUGUAUUUCUGUAAGUUUGUUGCUGCUUGUUAAUGUAGCAUCUGCCCUUCUGGAGCUGUGUGGAAUAAUGCUUUGUAUAAAUUCUGCAUUUUGGGUGAUAAAACUUGAGAAUCCUGUACAGAUGAGUUUGAUGUUUUUUUAAACGUUACAAAAUUGUGCAUUUCCCUUACAUUUCUGAAAACUAUGUAUUGUAUUGGUAGCGUAUACAGUACAAUGGAUUGUAAAUAGGAAAGUAGAAGAGUGAUGCUUAUGUUAAGUGCUAACACUACAGUAGAAAGAUUCAAGUAAUGAAAAUAAACUACUUUUUUCAAAGUA
Molecule: messenger RNA, 4628 nt
Organism: Pelodiscus sinensis (Chinese soft-shelled turtle)
Lineage: Eukaryota; Metazoa; Chordata; Testudines; Trionychidae
Product: TGF-beta receptor type-1
Biological process (GO): sprouting angiogenesis; blood vessel maturation; extracellular matrix organization
Cellular component (GO): plasma membrane; signaling receptor complex
Molecular function (GO): transforming growth factor beta receptor activity, type I; SMAD binding; metalloendopeptidase inhibitor activity
Source: RefSeq, a predicted model, not a curated record